Vanessa atalanta (red admiral) is the source of this 489-nucleotide messenger RNA. RefSeq lists its product as uncharacterized. The coding region runs from base 35 to 466 and encodes 143 amino acids. The transcript is spliced from 3 exons. Gene Ontology annotation, cellular component: mitochondrion. The record is from RefSeq and is a predicted model, not a curated record. Lineage: Eukaryota; Metazoa; Arthropoda; Insecta; Lepidoptera; Nymphalidae.
UUUAUUAAAAAAUAAUUUAUAAAAACAUGCAAAAAUGUUAUCAAGCCAAUUUCGUUUGACGGUUUUUUCUGAUUGCCGGUGUAUUCCAAAAUAUAUUAAUCGAUACAAAAGUGGUGUUUGCGAAAGUGAUCUAAGUAAAUACAAAAAGAGCGAAGAGACACUGUGCGCAGUGUGCCGUGCAAAUCCUUGUGAAUGUAACCCGUCAUCACCCACAAUGUAUGAUAAGAGAAAAUAUGGUCACAAUCUACCCUGUGAUAACACAACACCUCAAUUUGAAACUCUGCCACACUUUCCUAAGGGUAUAUUCCGCUGCACUGAUGGCGAGACUCUCGGUCGCGGAGCAGAUAAAUGUUCUUAUUACCAAAAUCCUGAGUACUUUUCAUAUCAUCACAUGACCUUUUAUGAUAUGCACAUGUUUUUAAGAAGUUAUCGCAAACCGAGUGCUGAAUCUGGAAGAAAACCGUAAAAACAAUAAAACGGGUUGCUUUU